AUGUUUACGGCUUCGAGCGAGGGCGGUGAUGAUGGCGAUAUCACCAAAUUUGGAGAUUCGACGGACUUGGUUGUUAGUCCUCUGGCGAAGAAGCCGAGGCUAGAUCUGAAAGUGGAGGCGGAGGCGGAGGCGAAGGUCGAACCAGAAGUACGAAUUCUCCGGCGACCGGAUCUGAGCGACCCGGAUUAUAAGAGACAGCGAGAGAUGUAUUUUGAGCAGUAUGAAAAGAGCGAGGUGAUAUUCAUUCCUUUGAUUUAG
This is a messenger RNA of Thlaspi arvense, 258 nucleotides long. The record is from the annotation of a GenBank genome assembly. NCBI's taxonomy places the organism in Eukaryota, Viridiplantae, Streptophyta, Magnoliopsida, Brassicales, Brassicaceae.